AUGUCAACUUCGAUAAAUAAUGAUGAUAAAGAAAAAGAUGGUGAUCAAAGUAUAAAUUAUGAUGAAAUUGAAGAAUAUCUUUCUAAUGAUAAUGACAUUGAUACACAAAGUAAAAUAACAAUUAAUUCAAAUGAAAGAUUAAUCACAACACAAAAAUCAUGUAUUACACAAGUACAAAAUGUUAGUCUUUCAUUAGAAAAAUCCUCAAUGAAUAAUGAAGAAUAUUCUGAAAACGAUAAUAAUAAUAAUAAAUCAAUAACAUCGAUUUUAAAUGUUAAAACAUCGAAUAUACCUGGUCCUGUUGGACUUUUACCGAUAUUAAAAACAAACGAAGAUAUACGUCGUUUAAAAGAAGAUAAAGCAGCUCGUAAUACAUUACCUACUAAUGAAGACAAUAACAAUGUUAAACGACCUAAAACAUCGUCUGAUCUUUUCAGUUUAAAUAUUAUAAAUUAUCCAUCAUAUGCAAUAGCACUUUAUCAAUUACAAGAAACAUUCAGUUGUGAACCGAUUAGUAUUCAUACAGCACUUGUUAAAGCUCGUCUUGGUAUUAAAAAACGUAUUCCACUUAUGUGUGCAGCUGUUACACACUAUGAUCGACAAGAAAAUACUAUUCUAUUAGAUAAAUCAGGUCAUAUUCGAGCAACAUUCAUUGGUGAUGAUGAAUUAUUAGAUAGUUUUAAUAUUCGUGUUGGUCAUACACUUGUAUUACGAAAUGUAGCGGUAUUUACAUCAACACGUCAUAGACAUCAUUAUGUUAAUAUUCAUUUACAAAAUAUUAUAGCAAUACAAGAUCCAUUAUGUGAUGUAUUUAAUAUGUCAUUAAUGAAUCAAGAUAAACCAUCAAAGAUAGUUUUACAUUCAAUUGAAAAUGAAAUAUCAGCAUAUGAAGAUUCAUCGAAAAUAAAUAAUGAAACAUUUCAAUUAUUUUCUCAAUCAGAUAAUGAAGAUAAUGAACAACCACCAUUAAAAAAAAAAGAAUAUAGAUUUAAAACCAUCGAAUAG
Adineta steineri is the source of this 1005-nucleotide messenger RNA. The record is from the annotation of a GenBank genome assembly. NCBI's taxonomy places the organism in Eukaryota, Metazoa, Rotifera, Eurotatoria, Adinetida, Adinetidae.